AUGGAAAAGGAAAAGGCUUCAAAGGAUGAGUUGGAAUUCGUGAGAGACAUAGAAAGAUCGUUAGCAAACUUGGAGCCGCCCAUGUCAAGUGAUUGUUGCAUCUACAGAGUUCCACGUAACCUCCGCAAAGGGAUGAAAGAAGACGCCUACACUCCACAUGCAGUUUCAAUCGGCCCUCUCCACCAUGGCAAAAAAGAAUUGGAGCCAAUGGAAAGGCAGAAGCUCAGAUAUUUGCAGGAAUUUAUGUUCCAUACCGACUCCAGCUUGUAUGCUCUUUUCUGCUUCAUAAAGGUCAUGGAAGACAGAAUUCGCAGCUGUUACGCCGAGACAAUUCCAUUCAACAGCAACGAAUUUGUAAAAAUGAUUCUUACUGAUGCUGCUUUUAUCAUUCUCCACAUAGUUAAGUCCAAUUACGAUGACCUCGAUGAAGUUGUAUAUCGAAAUUCGUGUUUGAUGUCUAGUAUUCGUCGGGACAUCAUGCUGCUUGAAAAUCAGAUUCCUUUCUUUGUCCUUUGUGAACUGUAUGACUUCCACUAUCGUAUGCCUUCCCCCGUUCUAAAGCUGGCAUUUCCCCUUCCCCUUGAAUUGUGCCAUUAUCGAGGUCAGACAUACAUCUGUGACUACAUCUCACUGAUGGUUUGUUUAAUGGAGACGAGCAAAGAUGUCGAUCUACUGGUUCAGAAGAAAAUUCUUGACAAUAGUUUGAGCGAUAGCAAUGAAGUUGUUACGUUUGUUAGAAAUCUUAGAUCUAAUAUUGUCGUGGAUCGUCGUCACAACUACUAUAAUAAUCUUUUUACCAGCUUGAAUAGACACUGCGAGCAACGUUGGGUGGAAGCUUUCAGGAGUCAGCAAAAAUGGCAUAUCACUCUCAAAGUAUGGCUGACAGUGCUCAAAGUUGAUUAUUUCAGCAACCCUUGGAGGACUGCUUCUACUAUUGCAGCAAGUUUACUUCUUGUGUUUACGUUGUCACCAGGAUUUCAAGUGACAUCUGAUUCUGAAAUUCUGGUCGAGUCACUGAGAUUACAGGUGAUAUCUGAUUCUGAAAUUUUGGCCAGGUCACCUGGAGUAUAA
This is a messenger RNA of Mangifera indica (mango), 1071 nucleotides long. Its product is annotated as putative UPF0481 protein At3g02645. The record is from RefSeq and is a predicted model, not a curated record. Lineage: Eukaryota; Viridiplantae; Streptophyta; Magnoliopsida; Sapindales; Anacardiaceae. Bases 1 to 1071 code for a protein of 356 amino acids. The transcript is spliced from 2 exons.